AUGCAUCACGCCCUGCAAAUCAACGAAAUCAUCACCAUCGUCGUUUGGUUUGUCGGCCAACCCGACUCAAGCGUGAACGGUGAAGCAGACCCGCAAAAGAGCCUUGCAGCUUUGGCCAGAGUCUGUCGCACUCUCUCAGAGCCAGCGUUGGACGUCUUAUGGUCGGACCUCAGCAGCUUGUUCCCACUGUUUCGAUGCCUGCCUGGCGACCUCAUCACCUAUCAUAGUAUGCAUGUCUUUGGUAAUUUCAAAUUCCAGCUAAGAAGGCGUUUCACUCACCGCGACUGGGACGUUUUCUUCAAGUACUCGGCACGUGUUGUCAAACUUCGCGUGAUUCCAGAAGGUCCCGAAUGUAUCCCGCCAGAGAUCUAUCUCGCUUUAUCCCUCCCGCCCGCUUCGAUUGUUUUUCCCAGGUUGCGACGUUUGCAUUGGGUUGAAUGGACAGGUACCGCUGAACGCUGUAUAUUCAUGAGACAGCUGCUCGGCCCCUCCAUAAUCCAGCUGAACCUUACCUUCACCAGCCGCGAGACAAUGACAGCGCAUUUCCUUGGGCUGGUCUCUACUCUGGGUGCAUUAUGUCCCAGAGUCAAGGACGUAGAAUUUUUCGGACAAGGCGACCUUCAGGAGGAUGCCGUCGGGGCAUUGUCCGAAACUAUCUGUUCCUGGCACGAUCUUGAAGUUGUACAGUGCUUCUCCCGUCUGAACAUCACAGCAUUGCGACACCUCGCGUCCCUCAAUUCACUUCGAAUUCUCCGCUUGCAGUCACUCAUGCUCAACCCGUAUCCUACAGAUCUUUGGGGUGUAUCUAACGGCUCUCCUUUCCCUGGUAUCCACUCAAUUACUCUCAAUAGUACUUUCAGCACACUGUCAACUGCCGCUGAGAUGGUUAGCUCCCUUCAACAAAUGCAUGUGGCACCUAGAAGCUUUACCGCGGCGGCGGGGAGGGUUUCGGAAAACUCCAUGGUGCAACUUUUCCAAUCAAUUGCGAAUGGAUUCGAUAGAGAGGCCUUGACCGAUGUUUCCGUCUCAGAAUUGGCAUUUUUGGCCCAGACGCUGCCUGAAUCAAGUCGUAUCAAUCCAGACAUGUUUCGUCACAUCCUAUCCUUCCAAAAUCUACGUUGCAUCGACAUUCAGUCUAGGCGAGAUGUCUUUAUGACAGACGGUGCACUUCUGCAAAUGGCGACAUCCUGGCCGCACCUCUCAUCACUGCGUAUCAACCAGAGAUUUGGCUGGCAGACAAGGUCAAAUGUAACCCUGCACGGAUUACGCAAUAUGUUGCAGGCGCUACCUUGGCUUAUAGAUCUGGCAGUGGCCAUCGACGCAGACACUUUUUGUCCCAUGGAUGUCGAGAGCGACAAAUUAGGAAAUUUUUGCAUUUACAGGCCCUUCACUAUAGAUUUGCUGGAUUCAUGGGUUAGCAAGAACAUCCCGGAGGUAGCAGCGUUUUUAGCCGACAUAUUUCCGCUUCACGAGAUAGGCAGGCAAGACCGUUCGAUCCAUGCCUGGAAAAAUACACUACGAACGAGGGAGACGAGUGGCUAUGUGAAUGCAUGGGAAACUGUAAUUCGCACAGUGGGUGUUAUCAACAAGGUCAGUCUGAAGAGACCGCAGACGCAGCUGAGGUUCGAUAGGGAUGGAGACUAUGACAAUGAGGGAGCUUAUAAUAUUGAUGGUGGGCUGUUAUUGUCUGAUUAG
Molecule: messenger RNA, 1695 nt
Organism: Coniophora puteana RWD-64-598 SS2
Lineage: Eukaryota; Fungi; Basidiomycota; Agaricomycetes; Boletales; Coniophoraceae
Exons: 2
Coding region: 1-1695 (564 amino acids)
Source: RefSeq, a predicted model, not a curated record